This is a messenger RNA of Haliotis rubra (blacklip abalone), 1084 nucleotides long. Its product is annotated as putative nuclease HARBI1. NCBI's taxonomy places the organism in Eukaryota, Metazoa, Mollusca, Gastropoda, Lepetellida, Haliotidae. The record is from RefSeq and is a predicted model, not a curated record.
AUGGCAGACGACAUAAUGUUCCAUCAACUUGGACGUCGGAGAAAAGAGAAACAUUUUCGUGAACGGAUAAAUCACUUGGAAAAUAUGAGCAACGAAGAAGUCAGAGCGAGGUACCGUUUCGGUACUGAAGCGAUACAGUACAUCUGUGGGUUGAUUGGCGACAAUCUACGUCCUAUGACAGCGAGAUCUAGAGCACUGAGUGUGGAAUUACAGGUGCUAAUAGCACUACCCUUCUAUGCAACUGGCAGCUUCUUGCAAGUGAUUGGCGACACGUUUGGAGUGGAGAUAUCUACUGUGUCAAGGGUUGUGCGAAAAGUUAGCGUAGCGCUAGCACGACUUCUACCACAGUUUGUUAAAUGGCCUACCGUGGAAGAGUAUUAUAAAAAGGAGUUCUAUCGUCUUGCUAAAUUCCCUGGAGUAAUAGGCUGCAUCGAUGGAACUCACGUAAGAAUACAAGGUCCCUCAACAGACGAACAAGCUUAUGUAAACAGAAAAGGAUUUCAUUCUAUAAACGUUCAAGCUGUUUGCAAUCAUCAAGGAAAGUUCACAAAUGUAGUGGCAAGAUGGCCUGGCAGCACUCAUGACAGUCACGUUUUCAAAAUGAGUCAACUUGGACAGAGCUUGCAAAAUCAGAAAGCUACACUUCAAACAGGAAUUAUUCUUGGGGACAGCGGCUAUGCUUGUCGUCCAUUUCUUAUGACACCAUACAUGCGAACUACUUCUGAGGACCAAGAGAACUUCAACUCCGCUCAGAAAAGGACGAGGGUCACAAUAGAGCGCGCAUUUGGGUGGUGGAAACGCAGGUUCCACGUUCUACAUGGUGAAAUCAGGCUGAGUCCAGGGAGAGCAUGUACAAUCAUAGGUGCUUGUGCUGUUUUGCACAACAUCGCCAUCGAUCUCUGGGAACCCAUGUGCGAGACGGAAGAUGGGGAGGAGGAAGAAGGCGACUUCGGCGCUGACUAUGCUGGCCGGGAAGACGGACGAAACAUAAGGGAAUACAUAACAAGAAACUUCAUCAGAGGACCUCAUACUGGAGCUGUGUGACAUCAUCAGGCUUCACUUUCCUCUUGGAAAUCCUCGGUCC